Exophiala spinifera is the source of this 924-nucleotide messenger RNA. RefSeq lists its product as uncharacterized. Gene Ontology annotation, biological process: ribose phosphate metabolic process; nucleoside phosphate metabolic process. NCBI's taxonomy places the organism in Eukaryota, Fungi, Ascomycota, Eurotiomycetes, Chaetothyriales, Herpotrichiellaceae. The transcript has a single exon. Gene Ontology annotation, molecular function: ADP-ribose pyrophosphatase activity; ADP-glucose pyrophosphatase activity. The coding region runs from base 1 to 924 and encodes 307 amino acids. The record is from RefSeq and is a predicted model, not a curated record.
AUGGCCACCAGGUUCACACUGCGCAACGCCCUGGGAGAACCGCCCGUCGAAGUCACUUUGUCUGCAGGUCUGUCGCAAGAAGCCUGUCUGGGAUUCAAACCUUUCAACGUUUGGCUGGAAUCGCUACGGCAAUCAUUGCGCCUUCAGUCUGAAGAGCACCACCCCUUCAAUGCGGAAAAGGAGCGAUACACUCUGCGGCGUAUCAACGUGCAAUCUGUUGAUUAUUUUGGCUCUCGCAUAGGCUUUAUGAAGAUGGAAACGGUGGUUGAAAAUGACAGCGAUGGUCGACCUCUUCCCGGGAUUGUCUUCCUUCGAGGCGGCAGUGUGGCUGUCCUGAUCAUCCUCCGACCAGAGAGUGAGGACGAGAACGAUGAAAGAUACGUGGUCCUGACGCAACAACCUCGCAUCCCAGCGGGGAGUUUAACUUUCUGCGAGAUCCCCGCGGGUAUGAUAGACGACGCUGGGACCUUUAAAGGCGCUGCUGCCAAGGAACUACUCGAAGAGACGGGCUUGAUUGUUUCCGUGAACGAGCUUACAGACAUGACCAUGCUCGCUUUGAAGGAUGCCAAGGGUUCUGAAAGUCAUCUACAGAAAGCAAUGUAUCCCAGUCCAGGAGGUUGCGAUGAGUACAUCGCUCUCUUUCUGUGGGAGAAGACCAUGCCUUGUUCUGAACUCAACGAAUUGAGGGAUAAGCUCUCAGGCAACGACACCGAGAAGAUCACACUCAAGCUUGUCAAGUAUGAAGAGCUGUGGAGGGAGGGUGCAAGAGAUGCGAAGACACUGGCAGCUUUGGCUUUGUAUGAGGGGCUUACAAGAGCAGGCGUCCUAGGGGAUAAAGGCCCAACCUCGUCAGCUCGAAAGCGGAAGAAACUCCGCAAAGGCAAAUCUACGAAUCGAAGGCAUCGCACCGAGGAAUUACGAUAG